AUGGACGCCUCCAACGUGCGCUUCCUUCCGGUCACAGGCUUUCUGCUUGCUAGCACAGCGGUGGUGACACUGCCGGUGUUGCUACAUUACAUCUCGGGUAGCGACAUCGCUCUCGACUGGACGUCCGUAUUGAGGGGGUCCAGUGUGUGGACACCAUUCACGACUUUCUUUUACGGAGGGGGAGGCAUGCCCCUCCUCUUUGAUGCCUUCAAUCUGUACCGCACGUCGACCGCGCUGGAACAAAACUAUCGGCAAGAUACGGCCGCGUACGCAUGGUCUCUUACCGUGGUGGCCGCUCUUAUCCUGGUGACUUGUGUCACCAACAACACUGACUCAAAGGCGCUCAACCAAGUCCCCGUGUUCAAGUUUCCCAUCCUCUUCCGGGCUUUCCUGACCGCUCUCGUGUACAUGUGGGCGCGGGAAAAUCCGACGGCUAAGGUCAACAUCUUUGGGUUGAUCAGCAUUCCUACGAGGCUCUACCCGUUCGUUCUCAUUGCCCUUGACCUUAUCCAGAGGGGCCCCGCUGGUGCUCUGCUCAGCAUCAUGGGGAUCGUUACUGGCCACUUUUGGUGGUUUACGACUGCUUAUCUGCCCUUGCAUGCCCCGAUACAUCUUCGCUGUCGUAACCCAUUAAGCGUUCCUCAGUGGUAUCGGGCCAUGUUUCAGCGUCGCUUGAGCUCACCGAGAACUGUAUCAGGGGGUGCAGGAGUUACAGCCCAUGGUCCGCGCGAGCGAUUCAGGAAUGCCAACGAUGCCGUCCGACACCGCUGGGGCUCCGGCCAACGGCUCGGAGCUGACUAGAGUCGGCCAUACAUGUAUGAUUGAUUCGGAGAGAGCAUCGGUGGAAGAGGUGCAAUGUAUUGAUCAAACGACCAAGACACUGUAUUACCACGGGCCCCGACUCGUAAUUGUCGUCUCCAUCUGCGCAGGAUGGUGAGAGUGGCCUUGUCUCCCGAGGAGGGGGGUUUCGUUUUCCUUGACCUUCGAGAAUACUGUGUUCAUGCACAAUCAGCC
Cutaneotrichosporon oleaginosum is the source of this 1014-nucleotide messenger RNA. RefSeq lists its product as uncharacterized. The record is from RefSeq and is a predicted model, not a curated record. Gene Ontology annotation, biological process: endoplasmic reticulum unfolded protein response. Lineage: Eukaryota; Fungi; Basidiomycota; Tremellomycetes; Trichosporonales; Trichosporonaceae. Gene Ontology annotation, cellular component: Hrd1p ubiquitin ligase ERAD-L complex; endoplasmic reticulum membrane. Gene Ontology annotation, molecular function: misfolded protein binding; ubiquitin-specific protease binding.